AUGCUUUCGAUCUGCGGUCGGGCAAUGUUUAAUCCUCUCCGCUUCAUCACUAGAACAGCGAACAGAAUAACACACUGCAAACGGGACCUCACCAAACUCAGCUACUUUCACAAGCCCGGGAAAGACCAGCUACUGCCCUGGACUGUGGGACAUUUGAUUGACAGAGCGACAGAGAGAAUCGGUGACACCACAGCCAUUGUGUACUCUCAUCAAAACAUCAGCAAGACAUACACGGAAUAUAGAAAAGACGUAGACCAACUAGCUGCAGGCCUGGUUUCUCUCAAACUUCCUGAGGGUUCCAGGGUUGCCAUACUCGUUCCAAGACUCUACGAAGGGGCCCAGCUACUUUAUGCGGCGUCCAAGGCGGGACUUGUUAUGGUUGGCAUCAACACAUUCUGCACGGUUUCGGAACUUGAGUUUUGUUUGAAUAAGACGGAGAGUGCGGCUCUGAUCCUUGCGGAUAAAUUUACGGAUACAAAUUUCUACGAGACGUUGCUCCAAAUUGCACCGGAAAUGGAGAGGUCGGCGCCUGGAGAGUUGAGCAGCCAAAGGCUACCGUUCUUGAAACACGUCAUCACCAUAGGCGACAUCCGGAAGCCCGGCAGUAUUACUUUCGAUGAUUUGAUAAAUUCAGGGACGGCUGAACACCACGUCGCCAUGAACGCCGUGUCUGCCAAAGUGCAGUUCGACCAGGACGCCUUCAUUCAAUUUUCCUCGGGUACAACUGGAGAACCCAAACCUGUGCGACUGUCUCACUUUAACGUUGUCAACAACGCCAACAUCGUGGGCCGCUUCAUUGGAUACCACCAACAGCCUGAGUCGAUUUGCCUGAACGGCGAGCUGAUCUACGGAUUCGGCAGAACACUGGGCGUGUUGGCUGCCACAAUGUUUGGCUGCACCGUAAUGAUGCCGGGACUUGCAUUCUCGCCAAAAGCGACCCUAGAGACCAUCGCAAACCACAGAUGCACCGUGGCCUACGCUACACCGUCUAUGCUCUUCGAGAUGAUGCGCGAGCUUGAACAAGGGUCGUACGACGUUACAUCUCUUAGAAAAGGUGUGCUGUCCGGGUCCGUAUGUAAUCCUACCCUUGCUGAAAAGGCACGAACAAAGCUGAACGUCCAAAGUUUAUACAUAAUGUACGGCGCCACCGAGACCAGUCCGAUCUUCAGCAGCACAAAUCCGGAUGAACCAAAGGAUUGCUGGAUUCGGACGGUUGGGACACCGCUGGAUCACGUCGAGGUGAAGGUUGUGGACGCCGAAGGCAAGAUUGUUCCAGUGAACACGAGGGGAGAGCUGUGCACGCGAGGCCCCCACGUCUUCAAGGGCUACCUCAACGAUGAUGCCAAGACGAAGGAAGCCAAACGAGACGGCUGGUACCACACUGGAGACGAGGGGAAAAUGAGCGAGGACGGUCGGAUCACAUUUGUGGGCCGCAUGAAGGAGAUGAUCAACUACAGGGGAUUGAAAGUGCCGCCACUGGAGGUCGAGAAUGUCCUCAACAUGCACCCCGACGUGAAGGAGGCGCAGGUGAUUGGAGUACCAGACGAAACGGUGGGGGAGAAGAUUUGCGCGUGGAUCAAGCUGCAACCAAAUAAAUCAUUAAUCCAAGAAGAGAUCAAAGCCUUUUGUAAAGACAAGCUGUCAUGGUUCAUGGUACCUGAACACGUGCUGUUCGUGAAUUCCUUCCCGAGGACUCAGACUGGAAAAGUUCAGAAGCACAAGAUGCGGGAGGAAAGCGUGCGGCUCUUCAAGCAGUGAAUAAGACAAAAAACAAAUAAAAACAAUGAAGAAUUAUUUCUACAAUA
Messenger RNA from Ixodes scapularis (black-legged tick), 1805 nucleotides. RefSeq names its product medium-chain acyl-CoA ligase ACSF2, mitochondrial. The record is from RefSeq and is a predicted model, not a curated record. Gene Ontology annotation, biological process: fatty acid metabolic process. The transcript is spliced from 16 exons. The coding region runs from base 1 to 1758 and encodes 585 amino acids. Lineage: Eukaryota; Metazoa; Arthropoda; Arachnida; Ixodida; Ixodidae. Gene Ontology annotation, molecular function: medium-chain fatty acid-CoA ligase activity.